AUGGCUUCGCGGCACCUCACCAUGGACGAGCUCAACAAGGCCGCCCUCGAGCAGUUUGUCUACCAGCCCGUCAGCCGCGAAAUGAUUUCUUUCCUCGCCGACGCCGCCCACAACGUCAUCACCUGCGACUCGACCGUCCUGUCUCCAGCUUCGUCCAAGGGCCAAGACCUGCCGCCGACCCCGCCGAGGAGUCCCGAUUCGCGAUCCGUCCGACCUGUUGAAGACGGCCUGCCGACUCUUGAGGAGUUCAUCACUCAACUCGUCGUCUCCUCUAAUGUCCAGGUCCCCACGCUCAUGUCGACGCUCGUCUACUUGACGCGGCUCAAGUCGAAGCUGCAGCCCAUGGCUCGCGGCCUCCGGUGCACCACCCACCGCAUCUUCCUGGCCGCGCUCAUCUUGGCUGCCAAGUACCUCAACGACAGCUCACCCAAGAACAAGCAUUGGGCCAACUACACCCACAUCAACACCGACAUGUACAGUUUCGGCUUCAACCGCACCGAGGUGAACCUCAUGGAGAAGCAGCUUCUCUUCCUUCUCGAGUGGGAGCUGCGCAUCUCGGAGCAGGAUCUGUAUCGGGAGCUGGACUCCUUUCUCGAGCCAUGCCGCAUCAGGAUUGCCGAACGACAUGCGCGCAAGUUGCGCCAGCGGGAGGAGAAGCGCCGCCAGCAGGAGAUUUACGCUGCCGCCACCCGCUAUCCGAGCCCAGCCUCGUCCCGAGGCAAUUCGCGGUCCCGCAACACGAGUCCCGAUCACCUCCGUGCCGCAAGCGGAGGCUCUGUCACGCCACCCGGCCUCACCUACAGCAGCUCGGCCAGCUCAUACGCUUCCUCGAUCGCCUCGAGCCGACAGCAGUCCCGCUCCAACACCCCCUUGGGCUCCGACGGCGAGGCGUACUCGUACACCGGUCGCCAGGGCAGCCUCUACGGGUCCCCGGUCGUCAUUGACACCGACAUGGCCAAGGCUGUCCCCGCCCCCUCGAGUGCGCGGAUGUUGCCGUACGAGAUUUCCGUCGAGCAGUACCACGAGCUUCAUGAAGGCCCAGCCAAGAAGCGUCACAAACGGGGCAUGUGGGGACGACUUCUCGGCGGCGCCGUUGCCGUUCGAUGA
Messenger RNA from Purpureocillium lilacinum, 1107 nucleotides. RefSeq lists its product as uncharacterized. Gene Ontology annotation, cellular component: cyclin-dependent protein kinase holoenzyme complex; nucleus. NCBI's taxonomy places the organism in Eukaryota, Fungi, Ascomycota, Sordariomycetes, Hypocreales, Ophiocordycipitaceae. The record is from RefSeq and is a predicted model, not a curated record. Gene Ontology annotation, biological process: regulation of cyclin-dependent protein serine/threonine kinase activity. Gene Ontology annotation, molecular function: protein kinase binding; cyclin-dependent protein serine/threonine kinase regulator activity.